Molecule: messenger RNA, 2811 nt
Organism: Seriola dumerili (greater amberjack)
Lineage: Eukaryota; Metazoa; Chordata; Actinopteri; Carangiformes; Carangidae
Gene: unc5ca
Product: unc-5 netrin receptor C
Exons: 18
Coding region: 1-2811 (936 amino acids)
Biological process (GO): netrin-activated signaling pathway
Cellular component (GO): membrane
Molecular function (GO): protein binding; netrin receptor activity
Source: RefSeq, a predicted model, not a curated record
AUGUGCGCCACGCCGGGGAUCCUGGUUCUCCUGGUGCUCGUACACCCAGGAGUCGGCCAAGUGAGAGAUGAUGAUGACUUCUUGAGCCUGAGCGAGCUCCCGGAGACCUUCCCCUCAGACCCGCCAGAGCCCUUACCUCACUUCCUGUUUGAACCUGAGGAAGGGUACAUUGUCAAGAAUAAGCCUGUCAAUCUCUACUGCAAAGCGACGCCUGCCACACAGAUUUACUUCAAGUGCAACAGCGAGUGGGUCCAUCAGAAGGACCACACUGUGGAGGAGAGGGUGGAUGAAAACUCAGGUCUGGUGGUAAGAGAAGCCAGUAUAGAAAUAACACGGCAGCAAGUGGAAGAGCUGUUUGGUCCCGAAGAUUACUGGUGUCAGUGUGUGGCCUGGAGCUCUGCUGGAACCACCAAAAGUCGCAAGGCACAUGUCCGCAUUGCAUACCUGAAGAAGUCAUUCGAACAGGAACCCUUGGGAAAGGAAGUAUCUCUGGAGCAGGAAGUGCUGCUACAGUGUCGCCCUCCAGAGGGCAUACCAGCUGCUGAGGUGGAGUGGUUGAAGAACGAGGAGAUAAUUGACCCAGCGGAGGACAGGAACUUUUACAUCACCAUCGACCACAACCUGAUCAUCAAACAGGCGCGUCUGUCUGACACAGCCAACUACACAUGUGUGGCUAAGAAUAUAGUGGCCAAAAGACGAAGCACCACGGCAACUGUUAUUGUUUAUGUGAAUGGUGGUUGGUCGACAUGGACGGAGUGGUCGGUGUGUAACAGCCGAUGUGGUCGAGGCUUCCAGAAACGAACCAGAAGCUGCACUAAUCCCGCCCCUCUCAAUGGAGGACUGCCCUGUGAUGGACAAGCCAUCCAAAAACUGUCCUGCACCACACUUUGCACCGUGGAUGGUGUGUGGACAGAGUGGAGUAAGUGGUCGGCCUGUGGGACAGAGUGUACCCAGUGGAGGAGGAGGGAGUGCAACAACCCAGCUCCUAAAAACGGAGGAAAGGACUGCGAGGGGCUCGUACUCCAGUCUCAGAACUGUACCGACGGACUCUGUAUGCAAACUUCAUUGUUUCAGAAGUCAUCUGAGUCCAAAGAAAAGACUGAUUUGGGAAUCCCAUCUGCUCCAAGUACAGAUGAUGUGGCGCUGUACGUGGGCAUUGUCAUCGCAGUGAUUAUGUGCCUGGUCAUCUCUGUCAUCGUGGCGCUCUUUGUCUACCGCAAGACACACCGUGACUUUGACUCAGUCAUCAUUGACACCUCAGCGCUCAAUGGAGGCUUCCAGUCUGUUAAUAUCAAAACAGCCAGAUCAGCUGAUCUACUGACGGCUCCUCCUGACUUGACGAAUGCGGCUGCCAUGUACCGUGGUCCAGUGUAUGCCCUCCAUGAUGUGUCAGAUAAAAUCCCAAUGACCAACUCCCCUCUCUUGGACCCUCUUCCCAACUUGAAGAUCAAAGUGUACAACUCCUCUGGUCUGGUCACACCGCAGGAUGACCUCGGAGGAGACUUCACAUCCAAACUGUCUCCUAAGGUAACUCAGUCUCUGUUGGAUAACAGUGACACCAUGAACCUCCGCAACCAGAGCUUAGCCCGCACAAGAGACCCCUCCUGCACAGCCCACGGGUCCUUCAACAACCAGGGAGGACACCUCAUCGUUCCGAAUUCUGGUGUGAGUUUGUUGGUUCCAGCGGGUGCUGUUCCUCAGGGUAGGGUGUACGAGAUGUAUGUGACUGUGCACAGAAAGGACAGCUUGAGACCCCCGGUCGAGGACAUCCAGACAGUGCUGAGCCCUGUGGUGAGUUGUGGACCUCCAGGAGCCCUGCUGACCAGACCAGUGAUCCUCACCAUCCACCACUGCGCUGACAAUGUCCAGGAAGACUGGCUCAUACAGCUGAAGAACCAACUGGCCAUGGGAGAGUGGGAGGAUGUGGUUGUCGUGGGAGAGGAAAACUUCACCACCCCCUGCUAUGUGCAGAUGGACUCAGAGGCAUGUCACAUCUUAACAGAGACACUGGGGACUUACUGCCUGGUGGGCCAAUCAAUGGGCAAGGCAGCCGCCAAGAGGCUCAAACUGGCUGUUUUUGGACCCGUCUCCUGCACAACAUUGGACUAUCACAUCAGGGUCUAUUGUCUGGAUGACACACAGGAUGCACUCAAGGAGGUUCUUCAGAUGGAGACCCAGAUGGGAGGGAAGCUUCUGGACGAGCCAAAGACUCUGAACUUUAAAGACAGCACACACAAUCUGAGACUGUCAAUCCACGACGUGCCACACACACACUGGAAGAGCAAGCUCAUCGCAAAGUAUCAGGAGAUCCCAUUUUACCAGGUGUGGAGCGGCGGUCAGAGAACUCUUCACUGCACCUUCACCCUGGAGAGACUGAGCCCAGCCACCACAGAGAUCAGCUGCAAACUGUGUGUACGGCAGGUGGAGGGAGAAGGACAGAUCUUUCAGCUCAGCAACACUUUGGAGGAGGAGGUCCAAUGCAUAGACACGUCCCUGAUGGACCCCGCCAGUAAUAUCACAACCUUAGUGGGGCCUAAUGCCUUCCGCAUUCCUUUAUCCAUCAGACAGAAGCUGUGUGGCAGUCUGGAUGCACCGCAGACCAGAGGCAAUGACUGGAGGAUGCUGGCCCACAAACUCAACCUUGACAGGUACCUGAAUUACUUUGCCACCAAGUCCAGUCCAACAGGUGUGAUCCUGGAUCUCUGGGAGGCCCAGCACUUUCCCGAUGGAGACCUAAAUGAACUGGCCGCUGUGUUGGAAGAGAUGGGUCGCCAUGACAGCACCCUCGCCUCCAUGACAACGGAACAUUGA